AUGGACCUUGGUUGGCACAAACCGAAGAAGAGUUGGAUCAAUGAUCUCGGAAAAGUCAUUAAUGGGACCGGCACAAAUGGCUUUGCGUUCCAUGGAUCGCAGUUGCCCGUUGGCACACCAUAUGGCACAUACAACUGGUGCAAUAUGCCUCAUGUAAGGCCCCAAGAGUAUCCCAAAGUCAGCGGAGAUUACAAAUUGCAGUAUGUUGAGGUCAUCCAUCGCCAUCACAAGAGGACGCCAUAUGCAUCGAACACAUUCCCAGUAGAAUCAUAUGGUUGGAGCUGCAAUGAUCAAGGGCUCUUCUACUACGGCAAGCCGCUCAGUCCUGCGGGUAACGAGUCAAGCUCGACCUACUGGAGCGUGUACACUAGCGACAUCAACCCCUUCGCACAGACGGGCUUCAACGGCUCUUGUCAAUUUCCGCAGAUCACAAGACAAGGGUUAGACGACUCAUGGCAGCACGGCAAGGACCUCUAUGAAGUGUACCACGGCCUCCUCGGCUUUUUGCCGCAUCACCUCAACGACAAGGUCACCUACCGGGUUACAAACAACCAGAUCACUUCUCAAGUCGCCGGCAUGCUUAUCGACGGCAUGUAUGCACCCAAAGAUGAUGUCUCUCUCCGCAUCCAGCCUACUGAUGUCGACUCCUUGGAGCCGCAAUACUCCUGCCCAGCCGCAUCGACCAGCUACAGUUCAUACGGCGUUAGCAGUAAGGCAUCAAACUGGACCGCACACUUGACCGCCGCAAAGCCCCUGUUUGAUUCUCUAGACUCUAUCUCGGGAAUCGCCAGUGACUCAACAGACUGGCACAAGUCCUUCGAUCACUACUACGACAAUCUAUCAGCGCGACAGUGUCAUGCCAAGCCUCUUCCGUGCAACGUCAACAACACAAAGGCUUGCGUCACUCAAGAACAAGCCGACACUGUUUACCGUCUGGGCCAGUACGAAUACUCUUUCAUCUAUCGCGACUCCCCACAGUCACUGCAAGCUUCCGUCGGCUCAUACGGUGUCUGGCUCGCAGAGCUGGCCCAGAACAUCCGCGAUGCUGUCGCCGGUAAGAGCAAAGUGAUUUACCGCCACAAUGUUGCACACGAUGGGUCAGUUGCAAGACUGCUUAGUAUUCUGCAGAUCGAGCAGAUGGUGUGGGUUGGGAUGGGUUCUGAAGUUGUGUUUGAGGUGUAUACUAGCAAGAAGCGUGCUGGGAAGCAAUACCUUCGUGUUCUGUGGGGAGGCCAGGUUCUGAAGAGUUCUAGCCCGACGCUCGGGAAUAUUGAUAUGUUGGACCUGGAUGUGUUCCUCGGGUAUAUCGACGGGCUGGUUGGAAAGAAGGCGCAGAAGGUCGUUGACUUUUGCUCGUCUUGA
Molecule: messenger RNA, 1362 nt
Organism: Didymella exigua CBS 183.55
Lineage: Eukaryota; Fungi; Ascomycota; Dothideomycetes; Pleosporales; Didymellaceae
Product: histidine acid phosphatase family protein
Exons: 2
Coding region: 1-1362 (453 amino acids)
Biological process (GO): dephosphorylation
Molecular function (GO): phosphatase activity
Source: RefSeq, a predicted model, not a curated record